AUGGACUCACUGCAUCCCUCACUCUCGCAAGCUCUACCUCUCAGGGACUACGAUGCCGAACAAGCUCUUCAGGCUCCUUUCAGGGCUGCCGCUCUCGGUAUCGCCACCUUCUACAAGAAAGCUUCCGAAAACGGUCGCAAAGCUUAUUCGUUAGGUUAUUCUUCUGCUCUUCAGGACGUUCUUGCUCAUCUACAGACUGCUCUAGAUCAACUCGAUUCACCAAAUUCUUCUCAAGAGUCGAUGGCAAUAACGAUUCAACGAGUAGUAGAUUACAUCCAAAGACGACAAGAAGCUUUACGAGCCGAAUCACAAGAACCAAAUGAAGAAGAGGCAGCCCAACCCUCUCCAGCCGGCGGAGGCCAAGGCCGGCGACAAUCGACUACGCCGCCCACCCACAGCACCCUUUCGCCGCCCUCCGAACAAGCACCAGCAGCCCCAGCGGCCCCGGACCGUUCUUCAUCCUCAUCAUCCAGUGUCCCAGCACCCCCAGAGCCCAAUGUGACGGUGGCCCAAACGACUCGACGCCGGACCUCGCCACGACGGAUGACACCGGCAAGCUUCCAGCCCUCCCAGGGCGCCCUCGGCUUCGGCUCCGUCCUUCGUCAACCCUCCUCCUCUCCCUCCUCUACCAACAAUCUCUCCCGACACCCUUUCAACCUCAACUUUAGCUCCUUCGCCGCUAGUCCUUUACCCCAACAUCACCAACUCUCUAGCUCGACUGGCCCGACAAAUACCUCGUCGACGACGACUACCACUUCCUCGCUCGGUCGGCGUCAUCGGAAUGGACUCAAUGAGAGCGGCCGGAAGGGCAAACUGAAGGAACGCAACACCACCGAACGAUCUUCUUCUGCCUCCUCUCUCGACCCUAUCGGCCUCUUCCCUCCGCACGGCUACUCCCACUACUCUUCCUCCCCUCCUAACACCAACACGACUUCCAACACCAACACCACCACAGCUUCGACUACUACUCAUCCUUCCUCCUCUGAUGACUCCAAAACAACUCUCACUUCUAUCGGCAAUAAUAAACGCAGGUUUCCCGUCGAUUCGCCUCUCGAUUCUUCGCCGCUUAUCGGCCCUCCUCAACCGGUUUGUCUCACUCCUAGAACUCCUAGUUGCAUUCUUCUGACUCUGACUCUUUUUCUAAAUCUGACCCCCUACUAAACUCCAUCGAUCUUUUUCGUAUUACUC
Messenger RNA from Puccinia graminis f. sp. tritici CRL 75-36-700-3, 1188 nucleotides. RefSeq lists its product as uncharacterized. NCBI's taxonomy places the organism in Eukaryota, Fungi, Basidiomycota, Pucciniomycetes, Pucciniales, Pucciniaceae. The transcript has 4 exons. The record is from RefSeq and is a predicted model, not a curated record. Bases 1 to 1161 code for a protein of 386 amino acids.